CCACACCGUUUCCCCCCUUUGUAAAAUAUAAGAGUCUGGUAUUAAAAAAUUUGGUGAUUCCUUUUUGUGGAUUCAGAGCUUUUUAAUUCAGCUCACUCCUCCUCAAUUCCAGUCCACAUUCAUUGCACAUGUUGCAGUUUUGCCUAAUUUUAUAACCUAUCAUUCUUCACUCAAUUUCAUAUUUUUUCCGACUACUUGGUCUUCCCCAGCUUCGAAUUCUAGCAUGCUUGCGUGUUCCUGAAAGAUUUGGAGGAUCGCUUCUUUCAAUUUCCUAGAUCUGGGUCACCAACCAAUAUCAACUGCUUCAUUAAAAGUCAUAGAAAGUUAAUGAAAUAUGUUUCAGCCCCAGGGUGUUCCUAGUUCAAGCUUUGUGCAAAGCAUUCCAAUUGCUCGAAGUCAGCCAUUAGACCGUGUUGAUACCACAAUGGAUCCUAUGAGUGGAUCUAACAGUGGGAGCAACAAUCAAAGUUUAGCCUCUAAGCAGCGGCUCCGUUGGAACCAUGAGCUUCAUGAACGGUUUGUUGAUGCUGUCGCACAGCUCGGUGGGCCAGAUCGAGCUACUCCUAAAGGUGUUCUCAGGGUUAUGGGAGUUCAAGGGCUUACAAUUUACCAUGUAAAAAGCCACUUGCAGAAAUACCGGCUGGCUAAGUAUCUUCCAGAUUCUUCUUCUGAUGGGAAAAAAGCUGAUAGGAAAGAAUCGAGCGAUAUGCUUUCUGGCUUGGAUGGUUCAUCUGGUGGAAUACAAAUAACUGAAGCGCUCAAACUGCAAAUGGAAGUCCAAAAGCGACUGCAUGAACAAUUAGAGGUGCAAAGACAGCUACAGUUACGGAUAGAAGCCCAAGGAAAGUACUUAAAAAAAAUUAUUGAAGAACAGCAACGCAUAAGUGGAGUUCUUUCAGAAGCGCCUGGCUUAGGGGCUUCCGCUCCUGAGACAAAUGACAUUUGCCCAGAAUCUGAUAAUAAAACUGACCCUGCAACCCCAGCUCCAACAUCUGAAUCACCUUUUGUGGACAAGCUUGCGAACGAACAUGCUUCUGCAAAGAGUUUUUCUCUUGAUGAAUCCUUGUCCUCUCAUCAUGAUGAGCCUCUAACCCCUGAUUCUGGCUGUCAUGCUAGUUCACCAGUUCAGAGCCCUAAUGGGAGACCAGUGAAAAGGAAAUGCAAGAGCAAUGAUGCGUUGUUCACUAAACAAGAGAUUGCUUCCUCCCAUUCAAUACUGGAGUCGAGCUUAAACUCUCCUUACCAACAGCCGCAUCCUCUUUUAUUACCAAGUGAGCAGUUCGAUCAUUCAUCAGAACUACCCACUAGUGAUGAAUACCAAUUGCGAAAGCUCUCUGGUGAUAUGUAAUUUCUCAGCUUCUUAGUUGUCAUCAUGUAUCUCUAGUGUCUAAUGUAUACAUAUAAUUGCAUUAAGAACCAAUGCAGUAUUUAGAUUGUAAGCAGAAAGCUAGGUUUAGUUUCGACUUGACUACACUUGAAACUUUGCAUAUAAGUGGGUGAGAUUGUUUUGUAA
Salvia hispanica is the source of this 1513-nucleotide messenger RNA. Its product is annotated as myb family transcription factor PHL7-like. Gene Ontology annotation, molecular function: DNA-binding transcription factor activity; DNA binding. Lineage: Eukaryota; Viridiplantae; Streptophyta; Magnoliopsida; Lamiales; Lamiaceae. The record is from RefSeq and is a predicted model, not a curated record.